Magallana angulata is the source of this 675-nucleotide messenger RNA. RefSeq names its product piggyBac transposable element-derived protein 5-like. The transcript has a single exon. The coding region runs from base 1 to 675 and encodes 224 amino acids. The record is from RefSeq and is a predicted model, not a curated record. NCBI's taxonomy places the organism in Eukaryota, Metazoa, Mollusca, Bivalvia, Ostreida, Ostreidae.
AUGGCAGCGCUACCAUCAAACAAAGAUAUAUUGCAAGAUUAUUUUGAUUCUGACGACAACAUAAGUGAAUUUGAAGGGUUCUCAGAUAACGAAUCUGAUCUAUACAUUCCAGAAGAGUCAAGUAGUAGUGAAAAUGAGGAUAGUUCAAGUGAAUCCGAGCGAGAAAAUGACGUCAAUUGGACAGAAAACCUUCGAGGAGUUCGUGUUGAACCCUUCACAGAAGACACUGGCCCUGUUUUUCCAGAUGAUUUCGAUGUCGCCACUGCAUCAGCGAAGGAUUAUUUUUUUUUGAUGUUCAGUGAGGAACAAAUUUCAGCAUUUGUUCGGCAUACAAACAAUUAUGCUCGAUGGAAAAUCGCUCAGAGGGGUGAGGCAGAUCCUGUUUGGUAUGAAGUCACCGAGGCUGAAAUGCGGUCCUAUUUGGGCAUAAAUAUUGUGAUGGGAAUCAACGAAAUGCCCACUUACAAGGAUUAUUGGUGUAAAAACCUUUUCCUUGGAAAUGAAGGGAUAAAAUCAGUUAUGACCGUCAAGAGGUAUGAAAAGUUGACAGAGUAUUUCCAUGUGAGUGAUCAAGAAAAUGAACCUGCAAGAGGAACAAGAAAUUACGACAAACUGUACAAGGUACGUGAAGUGAUAACCAUGGCAAGAGAAAAGUUUAGAUCAAACUCCCCAUGA